ACACUCGUCAACGUUACCUUCACUAGUCCAAAAUAAAAUCUUCCCUAGAAAAUUAAAAAAUAAAACCUUCACUAGUCAAAAUUAAACCUUCACUAGUCACUGACAAUCAAAUUAAUAAAAAACAAAAAAAGUCAGUCCAAAUGUCUUUCUUUCCUUUUUCUUUACUGACCCCAUAAAUGCUUCUCUUUCUUUCUCCCUUCUUUCUUAAAGAAGAAAGGUCUUAAAUUACUGAUAAUUUAAGUAACAUGUCUUUUCAUUAUAUCUUCUUUAUUAUAUGAACCAUAAAUUUUGUUAAGGUGAACAGUUUAUGUAACAUAGCCAGAUUUUUUUGUAAAACAAAAUUCAGUUUUAUUGUAACGUUUACCUUUUAUGAAAAUUUCAUACAUAUUGUAACAUUUUUCUUACUUGUACGCAAUUUCUCACUAUCUCUCUCGUUAUCACAUGAACGUCUAAAAUACCAUGCACCCCGUACAUGUUAAGUAAAAGAAUACAGGAAGCAAAAUUCUUGUUUCUUAAAAAGCCAAAAUUCUGGUUAUCCUUUAUUUCCCUCUUUUUAUUCCUUCAUUUUUCUUUUGGAAAAGUUUGGCACUUGUGUUUUUCUUCUGUUCUUAAGCUCCUCAAAUAGAAUUUAGCAUCAUUCAUAUCAAUUAGUGAAGAUUAAUUAAUUUCACCCGUUUUUGUGGAAUUAUUUUACUAUUGAGUGAAAAAAAUACUGUAUCAUCUUUAAGACUUUAACCCAUUAAAUUGAAUAAGAGCUUCAGCUGUUCAAAGCCAUGGUAGAGGAAGAUGGAUUAUGCUUUUCAUACACUAAGACCAAAAUUCCUCUUUUCAUUUUCUUCAAAAAUGCUAGGAUGGUAUUCAAGAUGGAUGAACUUGGGGUGGAAAUAUCACAAAUUGCAUUACCAGCUGCUCUGGCUUUAACAGCUGAUCCUAUUGCUUCUUUAGUUGACACAGCUUUCAUUGGCCAAAUUGGACCUAUUGAGCUUGCUGCUGUUGGGGUAUCUAUAGCUCUUUUCAAUCAAGUAUCUCGAAUUGCAAUCUUCCCUCUUGUAAGUGUAACAACUUCUUUCGUGGCCGAGGAAGAUGCCGUGGCAGAAGUGAGUUCCGAACAACAAGAGUUAGGAAGUUUGGAAUCUAAUAAUUGUACUAAUGAAUCCAAAGAAUUAUUACCUCAAUCAGAUUCGGGUAAGAGUGUUAAGGCCGAAACAAGCAGCUUUAGUGUUGAAAGUUCAAAGCCUCAAAGGAGGAGCAUACCAUCUGCUUCAUCGGCUUUGGUUAUUGGUGCAAUCCUCGGACUUCUUCAAGCGAUUUUUCUCAUUUCUCUAGCAAAACCAUUAUUGAACUAUAUGGGUGUCAAACCUGACUCAACUAUGCUACCCCCGGCUCAAAAGUACUUGACAUUGAGGUCACUUGGUGCACCUGCCGUUCUUCUUUCCUUAGCUAUGCAAGGAAUUUUUCGAGGUUUUAAGGACACCAAGACUCCUCUGUAUGCUACUGUGGCAGGGGAUGUAACUAACAUAAUUCUUGAUCCGAUUCUUAUAUUUGUUUUUCGGUUGGGUGUUAGUGGUGCUGCAAUUGCCCAUGUUAUAUCACAGUACCUAAUUUCAAUCAUACUAUUUUGGAGACUAAUUCAACUAGUCAAUCUCCUACCUCCCAGUAUGAAAGAUCUCAAAUUUGGUCGAUUUCUUAAAAAUGGCUUUCUUCUGUUGAUGAGGGUCAUAGCUGUGACAUUCUGCGUGACCUUAGCUGCAUCUAUGGCUGCACGCUUAGGGCCCACUCCAAUGGCCGCUUUUCAGGUCUGCUUGCAAGUUUGGUUAGCGACAUCCCUUCUUGCUGAUGGACUCGCUGUUGCUGGCCAGGCAAUACUUGCUAGUGCUUUUGCAAAGAAUGACUUUGAGAGAGCAACAUCGACUGCCUCCAGAGUUUUGCAGCUAGGCUUUGUUCUAGGAUUGGUCCUGUGUUUCAUGCUCGGGUUUGGAUUAAAAUUUGCAGCAAGAUUAUUUACCAAGGAUGUCGAUGUCCUGAACCUGAUAACCAUAGGCAUUCCAUUUGUUGCUCUUACUCAACCCAUUAACGCGUUGGCCUUUGUUUUUGACGGCAUCAACUUUGGAGCAUCUGAUUUUGCAUAUUCAGCCUUUUCCAUGGUUAUGGUGGCUGUUGUGAGCAUUUUGUGUUUGUUAUUUCUUUCUUCCCAUUAUGGUUUCAUUGGUAUCUGGGUGGCUCUAACUAUUUACAUGAGCCUUCGUGCAUUUGCUGGUUUUUGGAGAAUUGGAACCGGAACUGGACCUUGGAGCUUCCUUAGGAGUUAAAUUUUGUUUUAUAACAUAUGAUAAUUUUCUCAACUUUGUAUAUUAUGCUCAAGAAGGGAUGUUUGUAAUAUGUAGAAACAGUUAGAAAUUUAGAAUGGUUAUGCUAUAUGUAUAUUAUCUAGUAUCUACCUAAACUAUUCUUAAAACUCAAGACAAAGAAGGGUUAUCUCGCCACGUUUCGGUCAUUCAACCCUCAUAUUACAAUUAAUGACAUGGAGCAUUGUCAAGCUAAUAAUAUAAAGCACAAAGUUCAACAACUUAAA
Messenger RNA from Chenopodium quinoa (quinoa), 2572 nucleotides. RefSeq names its product protein DETOXIFICATION 42-like. The record is from RefSeq and is a predicted model, not a curated record. The transcript has 13 exons. Gene Ontology annotation, molecular function: xenobiotic transmembrane transporter activity; antiporter activity. Gene Ontology annotation, biological process: transmembrane transport. Bases 774 to 2309 code for a protein of 511 amino acids. Lineage: Eukaryota; Viridiplantae; Streptophyta; Magnoliopsida; Caryophyllales; Amaranthaceae. Gene Ontology annotation, cellular component: membrane.